AUGAGUGGUCGCGGCAAGGGAGGAAAAGGACUCGGGAAAGGAGGCGCCAAGCGUCACCGCAAAGUUCUCCGUGAUAACAUCCAGGGAAUCACCAAACCCGCUAUCCGCCGUCUGGCUCGCCGUGGUGGAGUGAAGCGUAUCUCCGGUCUGAUCUACGAGGAGACCCGCGGUGUGCUGAAGGUGUUCCUGGAGAAUGUCAUCCGUGAUGCCGUCACCUACACCGAGCACGCCAAGAGGAAGACUGUGACCGCCAUGGAUGUGGUGUAUGCUCUCAAGAGGCAGGGCCGCACUCUGUACGGCUUCGGAGGUUAAAUCACCGUCUCAGCUCACUGCAACACAACGGCUCUUUUAAGAGCCACCCACAUCACCUCAAGAGCUCGU
Epinephelus fuscoguttatus (brown-marbled grouper) is the source of this 381-nucleotide messenger RNA. RefSeq names its product histone H4. Bases 1 to 312 code for a protein of 103 amino acids. The transcript has a single exon. Gene Ontology annotation, biological process: nucleosome assembly. NCBI's taxonomy places the organism in Eukaryota, Metazoa, Chordata, Actinopteri, Perciformes, Serranidae. The record is from RefSeq and is a predicted model, not a curated record. Gene Ontology annotation, cellular component: nucleosome. Gene Ontology annotation, molecular function: structural constituent of chromatin; DNA binding; protein heterodimerization activity.